UUCGUCCAAUCCUUUCGGAAUCCUUCCACUGAUCCAAUCACAGCGCUUUACGUAAUAUGACGUCCAAGAGCGCCAAAUGCGAUUCUGUUUACGGAAGUCACAGAGGGGUACCGCGUGAACUGAUUAUUCAGAUGUGUCUAGCGUUUUAAUUUCAGUCAUAUGGUUUAUGAAGUAAUUUCACCGUUGUCGAGUUCUAGCUUUAUUUAAAGUCCAUAUCUCAUGGAUAUAGAGGUCGAUAUAAUUGAUUUUAAAGUCCCUCUCGAAAACAACAAAACUAUUUUCGUUUGGGACAUUCAGCCAACAUUUUCAGAGGCUUACAUUUAUGAGUCCCUGUGGAGCGUGUAUUCAACAUUUGGAGCUCUUUACCUGCUGAAGGUCUGUCCCAAUGCCACGGUGGCAGAACCUGGGUUCUAUGCACUGGUGAAGUUCUACUCAUCGGCACAGGCGUCUAAAGCUCAGCGGGCCACUGAUAAACAGUGUCUUUUCCAAAGUUCUCCUUUAAAGGUCCGAUUGAGCACGAAGCAGAAUCUGUCCUUUUAUAGCACUAAACCUCUCAGCCUUUCCAAAUGUCACAACCUGGCUAAUCACUAUCUGGGCUUUGGCGGCUGGUCUACUCGCAUUAUUACUCUGAAGGACAUCUCAAGAUGCAUGGACGCAGGGUGCCAAGAAGAAACAGAUGACCAGAGCGUUCUUUUGAAAUAUGGUUGCAUAGCAGAGUUGACCUUCCAACAGCAUGGAAUGAGCUGCCAGGGGGUCGGUGUGGCAGAGGAGAUAAUCGACAACGAUCGAGAUCCAGAGGAAAAGCUGAGAAAAAGAGGGACGCUAAUGAAACGUGCCAAAGACAAAGCUGUAGUGGCUGCCUUUGAAAAAGUGCUUCUCAUGAUCUUGGGAAAUGGGAAAGUAGCGAUUGAGAUCAAGUAUGAUCCAGAUGAGAUCCUUCCAGAAGAGAACUCAGAAGGAGUCAUAAAAGUAAAUGACAUCUGGAAUGAGUUUGAAGAUGCUGACAGUAAUACUGAGGAGGAUUUCCCAUGGGACCUCACAGUAGACCUCCCUCACUGACACCCACUCAACUUUCUUAACCCACACAGUUGCUAAUGUUUUCCGGAUAAGUAACCACUGAAAAUGAUAUAAGUUUUCUCUUUAAUGUUUAGUAUUGACCAUAAUGUGUGCAGUAUUACGGUCAUCUUCUGUAGUUAACCUCCAAAUUUCUCAGAUUCCUCUUCUCUAUCUCCAAAGCAAUUCUCAGUGUUUUUUUUUUUAUGUGGCUGAUACUAGCAUGACCACACAGGUUGAGGUUUGAAGGCCAGGUCAGAUGUCAAGCCA
Cyprinus carpio (common carp) is the source of this 1323-nucleotide messenger RNA. RefSeq names its product RAD52 motif containing 1 (gene rdm1). Gene Ontology annotation, molecular function: RNA binding. Lineage: Eukaryota; Metazoa; Chordata; Actinopteri; Cypriniformes; Cyprinidae. Gene Ontology annotation, cellular component: nucleolus. The record is from RefSeq and is a predicted model, not a curated record.